GACCAGAGGUCAAAGCCUCAGAAUUAAAGGGCACGGAGGUGAGGAGGAACUUACUUAAUAGAAGGUAGUUAAUGUGUGGAACUUAUUGCUACAGAGGGCUGUUAGUCUGUGGAUAUUUUAAAGCAGAGAUAAACAAAUUCUUGUUUAGAACGGGUGUCCUGGGUUAUGGGGAGAAGGCAGGAAAAAUGGGAUUAGGAGGCAGAGCUCAACCAUGUUUGAAUGGCGUAGUGGACUCGAUGGGCCGAAUGGUUUAAUUCUACUCCUAUAACUUGUGAACUCCAAAGAUGUACAGAUUUGUCGGCUAAUUAUCACUAGGCUGCACUUGGACUACUGCUUUUAAUUUUGGUCAUCCUGUUAGAGGAAAAAAUGCAGAGAAGAUUUACGAGGACGUUGCCAGGACUUCAGGGCCUGAGCUUUAGGGAGAGUUUGAGCAGGCUAGGACUUUAUUCCUUGGAGCUCUGAAGGCCGAGGGGUGAUCUUAUAGAGGUGUAUAAGAUCAUGAGGGGAAGAUCUUUUACUCAGAGUAUGGGAUCAAGAACCAGAGGGGAUAGGUUCAAGGUGAGAGGUGAAAUAUUUAACAUGAAGAAUAGGGAAUGGGGGAAAGAGGACCAGUAAAUGGGGUAUUCGGAGAGUGCACAGUGAUGCAGCGGUAGUGUUGCUGACUUACAGGUUCCAUGCUGACCACACGAGCUGUCUGUAUGGAGUUUGUACAUUCUUCACAUCACCACAUGGGUUUUCCCCGGGUGCUCCGGUUUCCUCCCACAUUCCAGACAACAGGUUUGUAGGUUAAUGGGAAAUUAGGGGAGGGUAGCAGUAAAUGGGGUAUGAGGGAGAGCACAUAAGAUGAAGUGAAGGAAGUCAGAGAGAAGUCGGAGUGAAUCAGUGAGGGGAAGGGAGUUCUGCAGAGAUGCUGCCUGACCCACUGAGUUACUCCAGCAACCUUGUGACAUUUGUAAGCCAGCACCUGCACUUUCUUGUUACUAGCAUGUUGGCUGGAUAAGGAAUGAAGAUUGAGGAGAGAUACAGAGCUUAGCACAAACCUCCCUCCAAGUUUUGUCCAAAAGAAAGGAGAAAGAUUUAAUCUGAAUCUCAGGGGCCCUUUAAAAUGUAGAGGGAUAUGAGCCAGACACAGGCAAAUAGGAAAAGUUUAGAUGGGGUAUUUUGGAUGAGUUCAUAAAUUCUAGGAGCAGAAUUAGGCCAUUCGGCCCAUCAAGACCACUCCGCCAUUCAAUCAUGGCAGAUCUAUCAUUCCCAAUCAACCCCAUUCUUCUGCCUUCUCUCCAUAACUCCUGACACUCGAACUAAUCAAUAAUCUGUCAAUCACCUCCUUAAACAUAUUCAUUGGUUUGGCCUCCACAGCCGUGUGUGGCAAAGAAUUCCACAGAUUCACCAAGAUGUCCCAUCUAAAUGUCCCAUUUGCCUGUUUCUGGUCCAUAUCCCUCUCCCUCUUGAUUAGUACGGGUGUCAGGGAUAAUGGGGAGAUAGAAGGAGAAUGGGGAUAGAAGGGAGAGAUAGAUCAGCCAUGGUUGAGUGGCGGAGUAGACUUGAUGGGCUGAAUGGCCUAAUUCUGUUCAUAUCACUUAUGAACUUCUGAAUGUCUAAAAGACACAAGGCAUGUGUCCACGAUCUGUGAUUCUAAUUAAUACAGAAGGUCAAGACUAAAUGUUGCCCAGGGGAUACAUACAGGAGGGUUAUAGACAAAGUUACAUUUGACAACGUGAAGCUCACAUCAGCAUUUCACAAUUGCAACAUCGUCAAGAUAUGAAUAGAUUGAGGAGCGUCAUCUUGUGUUGCCGCUCGGUACAUAAGUAGCCGUGCUGUGUCCGUUGUGUGUUGUAUCCAGCAAGGCUCGGAAGAGAAGAUGUGCACGAGUGUGGCAGGACUCUUGUCUCUGGCUGUGCUUGCACUAUGGGUCACAAGCAGUUCCUGUAUUGAACGUUGUAGAUGCCUGGAACCUCUCUUUUGCCGGCCUCUGUCCGCAAGAAGACGCUACGCAGUCGAGCUCUUUGCAUUUCAUGGUCGAGGAUACGAUUGGAGGCGUUACAGCUGGACAAAGAUCACGACUAUUGUCGCCAGUGGAGCUUAUGACCCUGAGCUUCUGUGCCAUGCUCACGCAUUCAACGCUCGAGUUGUCACGGAAGAGAUAAUAGGGAUGGGUGAACUGCUUGAAAAUCGUCUCCUAUCAACUUGGAUCGGUACCACAUUGCACAAGAUUCAAUCAAGACAUUUGGACGGAGUUCAUUUGAGAUUUGGUACUGUCAUUAACGCUGAAAUUUCUGCCAAAGUGCCCAGCCUGAUUAAAGAGAUCAAAACCAAAUUUACGCAAAUAAUACCAGGAUCUCAGGUCUCAUUUUUCGUUCCUUGGAAUUGUAACACCAGUACUACAAUUUGCUCUAACCUUGUCUCAGCUUCCAAAUAUGCCGAUUAUGUACAUGUGACCUCAUUUGACGUGCAGAAGCAUAUGUGGACGGAUUGCUUUGCAAAGGCAAAUGCUCCCUAUCACCAGACCCUGACAGGAAUCUCCAGUUAUAUCAAAAAGGGCCUUAAUUCCAAGAAGAUAAUAUUGACCCUUCCAUGGUUCGGUUAUGAUUAUACUUGCAAACGCUUUAUUGAGGCAGGCAGAUGUGAAAUAGUAAAUGUACCUUUUGAAGGCGCACCCUGCAGUAAUAUCAGAGCACACAAGAUCGCUUACAACGAUAUCAUGAAACUAUUGCCCAAGUCAAUAUCCGGUAGGAUUUGGGAUGAUGACCUGAAAGCCCCAUUUUUUGUCUACAAGGUUGGUACGACAUUCCACGAGGUCUGGUACGAUGAUCCAGAGAGCAUUUCAUGGAAGACGACUUUCUUGAAGAAGUUCAAGCUGGGAGGCAUUGGCAUGUGGAAGGCAAAUUUUGCCAACUAUAGUUCUGAUCCCAUUGCUGCGAUGAAAAAUGAAGAGAUGUGGAACGCUCUCUGCCCUCCCUGAGAGAAACGUCAAGCCUACGGUCAUUUCAUUAUUAUCAAAGUGACCAUUACACUUUGCAAUUAAAUCUGGCUUUGAGUGAGCCAACACGGAACACACACACAAUUAAAAUAUUAAUGCCGAUCUGGGGAUUAGUGUUUUGUCUAAAGAAGGAAUUAUUAUCCACUGAAUAAAAACAAUAUAACUAUAUAACUCAUCCCUUCCCAACCAAACCACCCCCUCCCCAGAUACCUUUCCCUGCAGUUGCAGGAGGUUCAACACCUGUCGCUAUACCUCCUCCCUCGACUCUGUCCAGGGACCACAAUAGUCCUUUCAGGUUAG
Molecule: messenger RNA, 3280 nt
Organism: Leucoraja erinaceus (little skate)
Lineage: Eukaryota; Metazoa; Chordata; Chondrichthyes; Rajiformes; Rajidae
Product: di-N-acetylchitobiase-like
Exons: 7
Coding region: 1862-2962 (366 amino acids)
Biological process (GO): carbohydrate metabolic process; chitin catabolic process
Cellular component (GO): extracellular region
Molecular function (GO): chitinase activity; chitin binding
Source: RefSeq, a predicted model, not a curated record